AAAACCUUCAAAACGCAGUAGCAAAAGAAGCGUUGAGUUUAUUGGAAGCUAGUUGUAGUUCAUAGAAUCCAUGGCUGCAUCUACCAGUACUUGGUCGAAACCAUGGCUCCUUUCAGCGUGGCAAUUGCUAUUCAUGUUGCUGUUUCCGUCAGUUUUCUCAACCUUCGCCGUCGCUUAUAGACCUGGCGACAUCGUUCCCAUGAGCCGCAUGGGUCAAUACCACUCCUCUAGAACGGUUUGGCACGAUCUCAUUGGCCGCCACUGCCCCAUCUUCGCCGUCAAUCGCGAGGUCUGCUUCUAAGUGGACUUAAAAACUUUGUUAAGAGGUGAUUCUGAUUUUUUUUUUUUUUAAUCUGCUAGAUCAUUUCAAGUUGGAAGAGAAAAGUUCUUAAUCCCAUGGCUUCUGGUUGUAAAUCGGAAAAGUACGGAGGUCCCGAUGAUCGAAGUAGAGCUGAGGUAUUCAGGUAACGAUUUCCAUGGUGUCACUGCAAAAGUUGUGGACAUGCCUCAUCACUAUGUUGAAAUUCAUCCUGAGAUUCGGAAACAAUUCUGGGAUUCGCAGCAUUGGCCAAAGCAUAUACUUGUGAGAUAUACAUGGAAGGAGCAUUCAGAUAUAGAUGUAGCUUCUGGAUUUUACGUUCUGUUUGGUUCAGGGCUCAUGUUAUCUUUCAUCCUCUCAAUCUAUAUAUUGCAAUCAUCACGGGAAAAAUUGGAAAGAUUUGUAAGGGAGACUGUUGUAGAAAGCAACAUGCCUGGUGAGGUGAUAGCCAAAGUUGAAUGAUGGACGAGUGAGUUCCCUUUUUAUCGUUAAUAUAAGGAUGUACAUUGUAAUAUUUUGUUAGUCUCAGGUGUGGGAAAGCAUGUACAAGAACAAAUUUAAAUGUAGGAUAUAAUAGUGAGGUGACUGCUCAAUUUGAUCCAUUUCUUGAGAUAUUUAUCACAUUUUUCACUGGUCGAAAUUUUUUUUAAA
Molecule: messenger RNA, 970 nt
Organism: Arachis duranensis
Lineage: Eukaryota; Viridiplantae; Streptophyta; Magnoliopsida; Fabales; Fabaceae
Exons: 8
Source: RefSeq, a predicted model, not a curated record